CAAAAUUGCUGACCAUUGUCAAAAGUCAAAAACUUUUUCAUAAAAAAUAGAGAUAAUAUUUCAAUUGGGGAAAAUGGUAUUGGAAGAAAACAACUGAAAAAUUCUAGAGUUUGUGGGGACUGAAAAAGUCUUUCACUGAGAAUGAAUUAGUACUGUUACUUUUGUUCAACAGUUGUUCUACAGAGAGCAAAAAAAGCGUGGUUCUUUUCAGCUACUACAACUCUGUCUCUGUCAUUGUACCCAUUGUAAUUUGAAAUUGUACGGUUGUAGAAGAUCUUUCAAAAAUGGAUGGAGAAAAGUGUAGUGCUCUUGAAAAAAUUGAAGCUGCAAAGAAGAUGGCUGCUAACAAGGACUAUGCAGGUGCAAGAGCGAAGCUUCUUGAAGCCCAUUAUCAGUUUCCAGGUUUGAAAAUUGUUGGUCAGAUGAUAACUGUAUGUGACAUAUUAUGUACUUCAGAAUUAAGUUUAGAUGGUGAAACUGAUUGGUAUUGGGUUCUUCAGCUUAGUCCACAAACUAAUAAUACUCAAAUAAGGUUGAAAUACAAUAAACUUGUUUCCCUUUUGGAAGGGAUUAAGGAUGAGUUUCCCGGGUCUAUCACUGCUUUGAAAUUAGUUCAUGAUGCUUAUAUUGUUCUUUCAAACCCUUGUAAAACCUGGAUCUUUAAUUCAAAGAGGCUGACAAGUAGAGAUGCUUGUGAAUCAUUUAUUUCCACUGUGAGUUCUCUUGGUGAUAUGAGUUUGAGUCAAGAACAUGAUUCUUCACUUGUCUGCGAAAGUUCUGCCUCUAAGGACGCAAAUGCUGCAGAAGGUCUUGUAGGUGUCGAUGAAACAAGUUUUACACCUAUCAUAAUUGAUGAUUCAGAUGAUGAUAAUCAACGGAACAAGGGAAUCACCUCUACAGAAUUGAAUUUUGUUUCUUCCUCUUUCAAGUUAGAGGUUACUCAGACUACUGAUAACAAUGUGGCAAAUUUUAAUCUUUCAAAUGUAAGAGCCACAACAAGCCAUUUGAGUGAUGAACAUAACAGCAUCAACUUUGAUGGAACAAUGAAGGCAGUAUCUUUCGAAGCUGGCCAAAUUUGGGCUGCUUAUGAUAAUGAAAAGUUUCCUAGAAGAUAUGCUCGCAUUAAUAGCAUUUCAGAAUCACCUUUCCAGAUCAAUGUUACUUGGUUGCGACCUGUACCACAAAAUGAAAAUGAACGAAAAUGGUGUGAGGUCAACCUGCCUGUAGUUUGUGGAUUAUUCAAUUUGUAUGAAGAUGAAAUAUGUUUAGUUGAAUCUGUUUUCUCCCAUGUGGUUUCGUGUACAGCAAGCCCAACUUAUGAUGAAUUUGAGAUUAUUCCACAAGAAGAUGAAGUUUGGGCUGUUUAUAAAGAUUGGAGACCAUUUGAUUGGUUGCAUAAUCCUGAAUCUAAAAAAGGAUGUAGACUACAGAUAGUAAGGAUCCUUGAAGGUUACUCUGAGCAGGAGGGGAUGCUUGUUGUCCCGUUAGUCAAGGUUGAUGGGUUACACAACAUUUACAAGAGAGAGAAUGAAGUUGGUCAAGAGCGUUAUUUCAAAAUCCCUAGAGAGUUCUUGUAUCGAUUUUCUCAUCAACUUCAAACACGUGAUUUAGAAGGUGGGAAAUUGAUUGGAGUUUUUGGUGAUAUCAACUCGUCAACCUCUCAGAGGCCUGUAUCAAUAGUGGAUUCGUCACUAAAGCUGGAAUGGAUAGCCAAUGAUUUUGCUGAGAGUCAAGUAUGGGCUGUUUAUGAUGACUCUGACCAAAUGCCUAGGCAGUAUGCACUAGUAAAUAAAGUUUAUGAAACUGGAGCUAUUGAAGUGACAUUUUUGGAGCCUCAUCCCAAUCCUAUGGAUAAUGAAGAGAUUUCUUGGAUUGAAGAGAAGUUACCUGUUGGUUGUGGAAUAUUUAAAAUAGGUUCUAGAAUUGGUAUCAUACCAUUUAGUAAGUUCUCUCAUUUGGUAGAUUGUGACCGAACUGCCAAGAAUAUGUUUUACAGAAUUUAUCCAAAGAGAGGUGAGAUAUGGGCAAUGUACAGAAACUGGAAUAGAAAAUGGAGGCAAAGAGACUUUGGUGAGUAUCAUUGUCGAAUAGUUGAAAUAACUUCAGAUUUCGCGGAGUCUUCAGGCCUGCACACUGCUAGCUUAGAAGAAGUUCCGGGGUAUAAAACAUUUUUCCAGAAGCAGCUUUGUGAUGGGUUUGCGUUAAACCGAGUAGUUCCAAGAUCAGAAAUGCUUAGUUUUUCCCACCGAAUAGAGGCAUUUGUUGUCCCAGGAAUCGAAGCCCAUGGAAUACCUGAAUGUUCUUGGCACCUAGAGCCUGAUGCUCUGCCUCCACUUGUUUCAAACGCUGCCUAAAAAGUGAACAAGUCAUGACUUGCAGUAGUUGUUCAAAAGGUUAUGGUGAGUUAUGACUUGAUGUUGUGUUUUUGUUUAUUGUACGUCAUUUAAGAUGGUUUCCCUUCACUCAUAACUUCGUCCCAGAAGCCUGACAGAAAAGGAAUACACACCAAUUGUUAAGGUAAUUUCUUUAGUAAUUAUUGCUGCUGGAAAAUGAUGUAAAUUGUUGCAGAUUUCCCCAGCGUGGAUCCGUUUUUAUCACUGCAGCAGAGUUCAACUUUUUGCAAGAAAUGAAUAAGCUUAACAAAAUUGAGUGGCAGGCCUACAUAAGGGGUGAUGAUAAGGGGAGAGGAGUUUGUGUUUGACAUCACUUAACUUGCAAUACUUAGAUCCGAGCUUGAGGCUUCUUGCAAUACUUAGAUCCGAGCUUGAGCCAACCCGGUUUUGUUAAAUCCCCAACAAUGAGGAAGAGUUUCUUAGGAAUUUAUACCAGGCUCCCCCUCAUCAUUCUGAUCUGAUGGAUCGGGGUGGCUUAGCUCAACUUCGAUCUUUAGGUUGUUAACAUGUUCAUUCUGGCAGGAACUUGUACGCAGCACUUGUGAAAGGUUUAGAACACCUUUUUUUUUAUCUGAAUCUAAACGCACUUCCUUUUUUUUUGAAGGGGGUCGCCAAUA
Messenger RNA from Spinacia oleracea (spinach), 3010 nucleotides. RefSeq lists its product as uncharacterized. Bases 285 to 2354 code for a protein of 689 amino acids. NCBI's taxonomy places the organism in Eukaryota, Viridiplantae, Streptophyta, Magnoliopsida, Caryophyllales, Amaranthaceae. The transcript is spliced from 2 exons. The record is from RefSeq and is a predicted model, not a curated record.